This is a messenger RNA of Xenopus tropicalis (tropical clawed frog), 939 nucleotides long. RefSeq names its product olfactory receptor 1509-like. Gene Ontology annotation, cellular component: plasma membrane; membrane. The coding region runs from base 1 to 939 and encodes 312 amino acids. Gene Ontology annotation, molecular function: olfactory receptor activity; G protein-coupled receptor activity. Lineage: Eukaryota; Metazoa; Chordata; Amphibia; Anura; Pipidae. The record is from RefSeq and is a predicted model, not a curated record. The transcript has a single exon. Gene Ontology annotation, biological process: signal transduction; detection of chemical stimulus involved in sensory perception of smell; G protein-coupled receptor signaling pathway.
AUGGCAUCUAAAAACCAAAGUACUGUCACAGAAUUCACCCUAAGUGACUUUUCCUCUUCAUUGGAGUCACAAGUGACAUUCUUUUCUCUUUUCCUUGCUUUGUAUCUGAUGACACUAUUUGGAAACAUUCUAAUUAUGGCUUCUGUGCACGUGGAUUCACGCCUGCAUUCACCAAUGUAUUACUUUCUGAGUAAACUCUCUUUCUUGGACAUGUGUUAUUCUACUGUUACUAUUCCUAAAAUGCUCACUAACACCCUUUUAGGAAGCAAGACAAUUACCUUUAACCAGUGCAUGUCUCAGCUCUUCUUUCUUCAUCUUUUUGGUGGCACUGAGUGCUUUCUGCUUACUGUCAUGGCCUAUGAUCGUUAUGUAGCUAUAUGUCAUCCAUUGAGAUAUCACAUUGUCAUGACCCAAAGGUUCUGUCAUUGGCUUAUGGCAUCAACAUGGAUUGGGGGCUUCUUGCAUUCAUUUACUCAGGCUUUUCUGACCUAUCAACUACCUUUUUGUGGUCCUAACAAUCUCAACUACUUUUUCUGUGAUGUACACCCCCUUUCUGCUUUGUCCUGUUCUGAUACUUUAUUAAUUGAUAGCUUCAUUGUAGCCAAUAGCGGGAUGAUUGGCCUCAGUUGCUUUGUGGUGUUGCUGUUUUCAUAUCUCAUCAUUAUUAAGACAAUUUUUAAAAUGCACUCAGCAGAAGGGAGAAGCAAAGCCUUUUCUACGUGUGCUUCACAUCUCAUGGUGGUUAUUAUUUUCUUUGGGCCUAGUGUAUUCAUUUAUUUGAGGCCACCUGUAAAUUAUUCAGUAGAUAAGCUUUUGUCCUUUCUUUACACAGUACUUACCCCUUUACUUAACCCUAUCAUUUAUACUCUCAGAAACCAGGAAAUGAAAAAUGCCUUAAAGAAACUCACAAAGGGCUUUGAGACAAAAUUCAAAACUUAA